CCCUCAAGAACCUUUGGUGUUUAUGCUAAACCUCUGUGAUGUGGGUCUAGAACUCUAGUCUAGAAUGUGCACUUUCAAUGCCCAGAUGCCUGAGGCUGCAAUGCACUUCUGAUGAUUUGGGUCAUCUUCUUUGUCUGAGGAAACUUACUGCACCAUGGUUGAAGUCCAGCUCAACUUCCUAAGUUUUCCCAUCCUUGCCUUUGUGUGUUGGGUGGGGCUCCUUCUUCUGUCACUGUGCUACCUAAAGGGGAACUCAAGUUUCUCAAUAUUUUGGAAACAGGGAGACAUCGAUCAGCAUCAGGGCAGAACCAGGAGGAGAAGGAAAGGCGGCACACUGGCAGGUUGGAGAACUUGCCAGAGCGAAGCAGAGGAGGCAAGAAAGGAGCUUUAUCUUCUGCAAAGGCCCCUGGGCCAGCAUGAUGAUACCACCCGCUUUCGUCAGCUGUUAUGUCCAGACCCCUUCUGUGAGGUGUGUAAUAACGCAACUGCUGAGGUCAAUCGGCUGCUGUUCCCGGAGGCCCUGGAAGACGCUACUUCCUCUGUGUUUCCUUUGGCUUCCACAGCUCCUGUGACUGAGUCAUCGUUUACUCUGUCCCAGGCCUUCUCAGCAGCUCCUCCAGGAAACCUACCACCAGCCUCUCUGCCGGAGCCUCCCUCGCUGCCCACCUCUAUUCUCUCUCCUAGCCCAACGACCCCCUUAACUGACUUUUUUUUACCCUCACCAAUGGGCCACUCUCUGGCCUCAGAGCCUUUUUCUUCCUUGGAUUCCAAAUUCCCAGUGGAUUAUUCCCCACCCCAAACCUUUGCUUUCCCCCACCUCCUACCACAUGACACUCAGACAGCAGACCCUGUUGUUCCACCAGAGGCCACAUUGUUUCUGGAUACCAUUUCCUCUCUUGACCCCACCCUUUCCCAAGAUAUCAAGCCCUUAUCAGAUUUGUCCCAGGCAAUGAAUCCCACUGAUUCUUUUGCUUGUCCUCAUGCACCACUGACCCUAUUUGUUUCACCACAGCCAGACUGCACUUUACCUGUGACUCAACCUAAAUCAAUUUCCACUUUACUGAAGCCUGUUCUGGAGAAGUCAUCUCCAGAUAGCCCUAGUGAGUUGUCCACUUGUGUUUCAACAAUCAGAGGCACUGAACAGUCAAGCCUGUCAGUUUCAGACUUCUCUUUGUGGCAAACUCAGGCCAUGAACAUGCUCCUCCCAGCAUUACCACACUCUGAUUUUCAGCGAGAGCAUGUUUCUCUCCAUCCACAAGACACUUAUCUCUGGGGAGACUCUGUUACCAAGCACAAGGAAGCCAAUAGCCAUUCUUUCUCUGGCUUUAACAUCCGUGGACUCUUGGAGAGACAAAUAAAAAACAGAAUAGCUUUCCAGAGUUUAGAGAAGAAAGAAAAGGAGGAGGGACCAUUUUUAAAACAAAUGUGGUCAGAAUACCAACGGACAUCUUCAGGGAGUUUGUUGCAGUCACUUAAUGUGCAGAAAACUACAGCCCCCCAAACUGGCUGGAACAGUGAAAGCAAACCAGAGAAGCUCCACAUUUGCCAGCAGCUCUUAUAUGUCACGACUUUGGGGGGAAACUUGCAGCAGAAAUAUCAGCUCUUCUGGGGUCUUCCCUCUUUGCACAGUGAGUCCCUAGCGGCUACUCUUCUGGUUUCUAGCAGGAGCUCCCCUCUAGAGUCUCACUUUGUCUUAUUCAAUGGAAUCUGUAAUGCUUCUGCAGUCAAAACGCGGGGUCAAGAAUCUCCACCACUUCUUCAUUCCCGUCCCCGUCUCCUUCCCCAUGGAUAUCCACCACAACCCUCGUCUCAAACUAAGCCACAAUCCCAGUCUCUACCUUUCACUCAGGUCCAGCCCCAGGCCCACCUUCAAUCCCAACUCCCAAUCCUAUCAUCUUCUUCUCCAUCCCAGAUUAGGGACUGUGGAGUGUCUUUCCACAGAUUCCAGAAUGAGUCCGACUUUCAUACUGUGACUGAAAAUCAACAUCUGGAGUGGCAUGUGUUACAGAAGCAACAGGAAAGUUUGUGGGGUUUAGUUCCUGUGCUCCAAAAACCUCAAGAAGCCACUUGUUCUCAAGCUCAUAACGUCCCAUUGGUCAAUCAGCCAUCCCAUGCCUAUGUCCCAGUCUCCAUCCUUCCUGGCCAUUGUCAUAUCAUCAGCGAACCCCAGAAGAAACUGGAGCUCCAUGUUCCAAGGAGGCUAAUUCCACGCUGGUACCUCCAAGCCUGCAGGAAUCUAGAGUCUCUAGCACUGAUGGGACCUCAAUACAAAUUAGCAGAAGUACCUCAGCAGAGAGGCAGGCAUGUUCAGUUACAACUCUCCGAGCUUCAGGGCCAGGGUAGCAACAAUAUAGAGAAGACUGAAUUGGGUCUCCCAGGAAAUUUCCAAGAGAGGGUCUCAACAAAGUUUCAGCUAAGGGAUGACAUGAGGAAGAAUCUUGGCUAUAUCCUUGAGAAGAGCCCAGAAGACAGCCCACAAGAUGUCUCAGAAUGUUACCUAGUGCAGGGUCUGAGGGCUGCCUUGGAGACAAAAACUAACUGUGUGGGUCACUCAAGGAAUCACUCAAGGAAUGAAUUAUUAAAUGUCUCAAGAAAGGACACAGAUUGGAAUCAAAUAAAAACCAUUCUUAGAUUACAUGUGAGCACGAAAUCUUGGCAGAUUAGUGCGGGUAGGAUUCCUACAGGUGUGUGUCGUUCAUGGCUGGCUGAUGACAAUACUUUGCUUCCUUCUGCAAGCUCCCAAACCAAUGUGGAAGACCCACAUUCAAAAAACACAACUGUAGGUAAAGUAUGCCACCAGAUUAGCACUCCAGAGGUUUCUUUUCUUGAUCACAAUACCUUAAAGGUGCUAGAAGCCCAUAUUUUAAGGUUUCGUGUGACUCAGAGAUGGGGCCUACCCCUCAAAGUUGUUGAAUCCAUAAAAUUCUAUAUGUUGAGAGAAGCCACAACAUGGCCUCUUCCUCAAUUUGACUUUCCCUCCUCAACCACCCAUAUUUCUGGGGUAGACUCCAAAGAUGGGCUUUCCAAGCCCCUUGAAGAAAGAUCUAAAACUUCUCAGGGAAAUAAGGUGAGAACCACAAAUUCAAACUCCAUGCUGGAUCAUCCUUUCCCUGUUAUGUCAUCUGUGGGCCAAGAAGGACAGAGGGCCCCACAACCAUCACACUCUGCUACCUACCAAAAGCUUGCAGAGGGCAUUCAGACAAUUGAGCGUGGCAGACAGACUUUUCAGCCUGUCACACACAGAAACAAAGACAAAGUCAGUCAGAAUGAGACUCUCUUGGACAACAGAUGCAGCCCAGGGGUGCCCGUAAGGCAAGCUGGGUACAAACCUGAGCCAAGGGAUGAGACUGGGAACUUCAGUAAUAGAGUAGAAACGAUUCAGGGCCAAAAGACAGUGAGGAAGAAUUCAGAACAUUCCACAAUGUUCAGUGUGUCCAGGGAGAUAUUCAGGGCCAAGGAGCUUCAGGCUCUUGAAUCACAAUCCUGUAACAUCUUGACAACCAGCAAAUUGAGAAGUUCCCAAAUGAAAAAGGUCAAAAUGAAUAAAGUAGAAACUACCCUGACUACUCAAUGUCCCUCACCAAAAAUAUCUGCUCCCCGAGAUUCUGAAAUAUCAGACUUUCAAAAAGAGAUCCUUACUGAGUUAAAGUUUAAGUUCAAGAAUAAGGAGCAUAGCCAGGCUGACCACUGUCCCACAGACAUGCCCCUGACUUCAAGUAGGUUGCCUUCCAAGUCUUCACUGACUCUUGCCCAGAGUGUCUCCACUGGGGACAUGGCAGCUUCCCAGAUGCUACACAUCCACUCGGAGGACAGUGGGACCAGCAUGGAGCAGAGGCAGGAUCCCUCUAAGCAUGCACCAUCGAAGUGCCAGGAUAAUAACUUCCCACCUGCUGCAGAGAGAGCGCCUUUGGGCUCCAAAGCAGGAGAAUACAGAAGUGAAGAUUCAGGAGCAGGGAUGUCUACAGACAGAAGGAAGAGCCACCUUGUUGAGGAAAGAGAAUUAAAGGACACUUCCUCAUCUCUGUCACAGAAUGAGCAGCUUCCUCCUGAAAGUUACUUCAGAAAAAAGAUGAGGCGAUUUUUUCAGUGGAUUGAUUUCAUGAGAAAAAUCAAAGACCAGGAAAGUCCCCAACAAAAAGCCAAAUUCAUGUCAACCUUUGCACAGCACCAAGACUCAAUUGAAAGUGCAGCUCUCUUUGUGAGUCAUGGGCCCCUUGAAGCUCAUGAGCUCAUGAGAGCCAUUGGGAAGAUCCUAGAAGAGAAGCUGGCAUGUAGGUUUGAAUCUGAGACUUUGGGAUUAAGUCAGCACAAGAAGGAACUACAGACCCAGGUAGAGUCUGGUAAGGGACAUCCCUCCAACUAUGUUGCUCUCCCUGACUUACGGCAAGAGGAAUGGGUAAGUCCCAAGUCCUCAAACCAAGAAGCUGCUUAUGCUGAUCAGAGUUGUCUUACAAGUGUCAGACAGAACAGAGAUGGGGUCAGACAUCCCCAGAAAGAUGUGGCCUUUGAGGAUCAGGUAUUAUGUCAGAAUCAACCCUCUUCCCUGUCCUCCAGGGAGUUGGUAAGCCACCCAAGCCCCACCUGUGUGCAUCAAGAAUGCCAGAUACCUCCAGCCUCCCUCACUCCUGAAGAAGACACUGUGUUCAGAGAUCUGACUCUUCUAUUCAAACAGAAAUCACUUCUCCAGCAUUUCCAGGGAGAAGAAAUUUCUCCAAAGAACUCUUUCAGUCACUGAGAAAACCUUGCAGUUUUCAUGAUAACACAUCCUCAGAUGAAAACAACCUUCCUUUAGUAAAUCAAGAAUAUUGAUCUUCCUCAAUAAAUGUUUCUUCUAAUAGAGAAA
Odocoileus virginianus texanus is the source of this 4843-nucleotide messenger RNA. RefSeq names its product spermatogenesis-associated protein 31D3-like. The record is from RefSeq and is a predicted model, not a curated record. Lineage: Eukaryota; Metazoa; Chordata; Mammalia; Artiodactyla; Cervidae.